AGUCAUAACCGAUCCAUACAUACUUAACGCUCCUUCACUCCUUAAUUUAAUUCUCCAUUUAGUUUUUUUAAAGCAAACACUUAUUUAUUUAUUUUCUUUCAAUAGUACAUAGAGUAUUACUCCAUAUUAUUUUUCUCCCCACAUAAAAUUUUAAUAGCACAAUUUUUUUUACUCCCUCCCAUAAAACAUUUCCUGUUUCAAAAAAGACGCACCCUUAAAAUGAGUAAUUUUGGUGUUAUUUUCUAAUUUUGCCCUUACUUUAUAAGGACAAGGGAGGAUAUUUAUUCUUUAAUCAUCUUCUAUAUAUUUAUAUUACUCCUUCAGGUUGUUUAAAAUAAUUUUUUCUAGCUCACUCCAGUUUUUCUUAAUAGAAAUUAGAAUGGAGGAAUCCUCCGUCGCGGAUGCCGCCGCCACGAGUUUGCAGAAGAAAGCUCCGGUGGCGGCGGACGACGACCGUGCAUCCGCGAGGACGGGGAGGAUGCCGUACAACCCUUUUAUCUCCUUGGAAGAUGGGUCUCCUUGUAAUGAUCAUCAGGCCGUGGCGGCGGCUCCGCUUUUGUCUCCGGCGGUGGUGGCGGAAGACGGAACGACCCGACAACGGGAUCGUCAGGCGGCAGCGCAGAAUAACGGCCAGUGCUGGUGCCAUCCGGCGUUGGAGCCUUUCGUCCACCCCGCCUCGGUUUUGGCAGCCCCAAAUAUGGGAAUUGAAACCUUGAACGGUGCGAAUUUUUCUUCAUGGAAAGAUUCACUGAUGCUAACUCUUGGCAUGUUGGAUUUUGAUUAUGCACUGAGAGAGCCUGCCCCUCCUGCCCUCACUGAUAAAAGUACCGCUGAAGAUAAAAUAGUACAUGAGAGAUGGGAGAGGUGCAACAGAAUGGCUCUUAUGCUCAUUAAAAAUUCCAUCAGCAUAAUCAUCAGGGGAGCUAUUCCAGAUUCAUCUAAUGUUAAAACAUAUCUGGCUUCCGUGGAGGAACAAUUCAAAGCAACUUCUAAGGCACAUGCUAGUACUCUUAUUUUGAAGAUGGUGACUACAAAAUAUGACGGGAAUAGCGGCAUUCGUGAGCACAUCAUGAUGAUGAACGACAUGGCCCGUAAGCUCAAGGGAUUAGACAUGGAGAUCAGUGAAGAAACCAAAGAUGCUCAUUUCCUUGAAGAUUUUAAGGUCAGUGGGAGCAGUGAAAACCCUUAUGAUGAAUUGCUAGAAGUACAAGACGCGGGGGGGAGAGACUUGUCAAUUACUUUACCUCCAAUUACUCCUCUUGUACUCAAUGCCAAUCCGCAGGACACUGCACCACCUCCUACUCCUAAUGUACCUGGAAAUGAAGACACCUCAAAUAAUCACCAUCAAGACAAUGCCGCCAAUGCUCAACCCGAUAAUUUGCUCAGGAGGUCAUCAAGGACGGUCGACCGUUGUUCCUUUCUCCACGUCCGUUGUUGUAUCCACGUCCAGGUGACGGUCGACCACGGUAGCCUCCUCUACCGCGACCUCGACCGUUCGUAGCGAGAAGUGUUGUGCGAGGUUCGGUGAUGGUAGACUCGGUGAGGUUGAGUUUAUUCUCCAUCUCCAGGUUUAUUUCUUCGGAGAUCAGCCAUCCAGAAAGCUGAUUUAACGAAAUAUUGGUAUUGUUCAUGCGAAUGUUUUGCUUAAAGGAUGAGUAUUCGGUGGGAAGACCACGAAUAACAGCAUUCACCACAUCACGUUCAGGGAUCUCUUCUUUCAAGGCAUCGAGAUCCGAGAGAAUAGUUGCCACAUCAUCAAGGUAUUGUGUCAUAGUUUUGGUACCUUUACGAAGAGUGUGGAGUUUGUCCCGAAGCUGAUAAACAUGA
Cuscuta campestris is the source of this 1827-nucleotide messenger RNA. Lineage: Eukaryota; Viridiplantae; Streptophyta; Magnoliopsida; Solanales; Convolvulaceae. The record is from the annotation of a GenBank genome assembly.